Vitis riparia (riverbank grape) is the source of this 651-nucleotide messenger RNA. RefSeq lists its product as uncharacterized. The record is from RefSeq and is a predicted model, not a curated record. The coding region runs from base 61 to 525 and encodes 154 amino acids. NCBI's taxonomy places the organism in Eukaryota, Viridiplantae, Streptophyta, Magnoliopsida, Vitales, Vitaceae. The transcript is spliced from 2 exons.
CCAAAUCAAGGAGCGCGGACGCGGACUUCAUCACUCACUCGCUUCUUGAGUUCAUCAUCCAUGGAGAUGUUGGCCGGCGAGGACGACCGGAGCUCCGGCUUUCACCAUCUUCACUUAUCAUGCUCUCUUAGAGACGUCCACUACAGCUGUGGCUCUUGUGGAUACCAGUUAAACCUGAAUUCUUGCAAUCGCACCUCUGUUUUGGGUUCUAAGUAUGAGAAAUCCAUAAAGAAAGGAAUCAUCUCAUUCUUCUCCAUUGAUGAGACCAGAUUUACUCAAACUAAAGAGCUUCGAUGCUUACCCUACUUCAACUCUAGGUGCUCAUGGGGUUUGUUUAGAAGAAUAAGCAAGCUUCUCUGCAAAAAAUGUGGAAACCACAUUGGUAAUGCUUACAAAACAAACAACAGAUCGGGCAAAUUGGAUUCGUCUGCGUGGGAUGGGAUCUCAGACAGUAGUAGAAUGUAUGACAUCAAGAUAUGUGCCUUACAGCCUUCAUCCUCCCUGGAAUCUGAUGCCUUUGUCUGAUGCAUGUGGCAGCAUGGUUUACUUUUAAUCACUGUGUCAUGGUUGAUUGGUUUCAAAUAGUUUCUCCCACCCUCUUUUAUGUUUUUUUCUCUUGGAUUAUGGACAUUAUGAGUUUGAUUUUUUUCA